Molecule: messenger RNA, 5800 nt
Organism: Panicum virgatum (switchgrass)
Lineage: Eukaryota; Viridiplantae; Streptophyta; Magnoliopsida; Poales; Poaceae
Product: pentatricopeptide repeat-containing protein At5g65560-like
Exons: 10
Coding region: 325-2010 (561 amino acids)
Molecular function (GO): protein binding
Source: RefSeq, a predicted model, not a curated record
CCCAGCUGCCGCCGCCUCCCUCUCCUGUGCGGCCGCCGCCCCCUCCUCCUCUCCCCUGUGCGGCCGCCGCCCCCUUCCUCCUCUCCCCUGUGCGGCCGCCGCCCCUUCCUCUUCUCCCCUGCGCGCGGCUCCCCUUCCGGCGGCUUCCGCGACCGACGACAGCGCCGCCGCCCCUGCGCGAGCUCACCCACCACACCUACGCCUCGGGGAUUAAACGGGGCCGGAGUCCCUGGUGGGUCUGCGAUCCCCGCUCGGGGAUAGCCCCGUUGCCAUCCCUACCCGCCCGGCCGCCCCCCUCGCCGGCCGCCGCCGCCUCCUCCUCCUAUGCCCUUCCGCCCCACGCUCCCGCGAAGCUGCCCCCGCGAACGCAAACUCACCUCCUUCCUAGCCGCUGUCGCCUCCCUCUCCGACCCUCUCAAACCGACGCCCUCGCCGCCCGCCGGCGCAGUGCCUGCAGCUCCCACCCCCGCUGCUUACAACGCCCUCAUGUCCGCCUACUCCCGCGCCGGCCGCCCCGACGAGGUCCUCCGCCUCUUCCGCUCCCUCCCCUUCCAGCCCACCGCCCCGCUCUUCACUACCCUCAUCUCCUCCCUCGCGGACUCCGGCGACCACCGCGCCGCGCGCGCCGCCUUUUCCUCCCUUCUCGUCUCUGGCCUCCCGCCCACGACCUCCGUCCUCACCGCGCUGCUCAAGGCCCACCGCACCGCCUCGGUCGAAUCCGUGUACCACGUCUUCUCGGACUUCUUGGCCGCUAUGGCCGCUGCGGGCUGCUCUGCCGACGCCGCUGUCUACAACUGCCUCAUUUCGGCGCUCUGCGACUUCGGGCGGGUCGAUGAGGCCUUGGGCGUCCUUGACCUCAUGCUAGACAACCACAUCUGGCCCACUAUUCGCUCCUACACCACGAUCCUGCACGGGUACUGUGAGCAAAGCAGGAUUCUAGAGGCAGAGAGGUUAGUUGAUACCAUGAUCGAAGUAGGGUGUCUGCCGGAUGUCAUCACAUACAGCGUUCUCAUAGAGGGGCUUUGUAGUGUAGGGGAAUUCGGCAAGGUGGAAAGGGUUUUAGGAGAGAGUGAGGAGAUGGGGUGGACGCCAAAUUCUGUCACCUAUACUAUAUACAUGUCUGCCCUGUGCAGAAUGGGAUUCUUGGAUGAGGCAUUCCGGCAAGUAGAUAUUAUGCGGAGCAGAGGAUUGUCCAUGACAGUUGAGACAGUUAACAUUCUCUUUGAUUGCUUGUGCCGAGACUCGAGGUUUUCUGAAGCAGUGUGCUUGCUGGAAUACAGCGGAGAGCUGGGCUGGGAGGUUGAUGUGUUCUGCUAUAACACACUGAUGAGUAGGCUCUGUGAGUUUGGUGAUUUUGCUAGGGUUUUGAAGCUAUUGGUUGAUCUUAUAAAGAAGGGCAUUGGGCCAGAUAUGUUCAGUUUUACAAUUGCAAUCCGGAGCCUCUGUGGGGCUGGGAAGUUUCAGGUGGCAAAGUACCUACUGGAUAACGAGGCAAUGUCAUAUGAUGUUGUGGCAUUCAAUACCUUAAUUCAUGGAUUAUGCAUGGUUGGGGAUUUACAUGGAGUGAUAGAAAUUUAUAUGGACAUGACCAGUAGGAAUGUUAUUCCAAAUAACUUUACCUUUGCUAUGGUAAUCGACAGUUUAUGCAAACAGAAGAAGUUUCUUACCGCAAUCAAUUUUCUUCUUGAACCAUCGGUAGAAUAUUUGCUUCCUGGUCAUGAAUCUUUGAGCAAAUGUUUGGUUCUUGAUCUUGAAUCUUCGAGAAAAUGUUUGGUUCCGGAUCAUUUCAUUCGCCUGACUAAUUGGCUGGUAAAAGCAAAAGGAUUGGGAUAUGUACUGAUCCUUCUCCGUAAGAUACGUUCUAAAGGUCUUGCACUAGAUGUCUUCUUAUUUAAUCCACUGGUUAGGAUAUUUUGCUGGGAAGGGUACUGUAAGCAUGAGAACUUCUAUGAAGUUUCUUUUAUACUUGACAGAAUGCUGGAAUGCCUCUCCAGCCAGCAAACAACAUAACUCAGCAAGCAAUGCAAGUAGUGCAAAAUCCAGUUUGCUGUCUCAUCCUCCCUAAGCUAUUCAACUAGCUGUCCAUUGAUAGAUUGAACUACAAGGCAAGGAGCUGAGUUACGGCUAGCAAACCACUUUAUGGGACACAGAUUCAAGUAGUCGGAACAAGAUUAUUAAGAUUGACAUAAAGGUUGGUUUAAUGUCAGGAUGGCAGUUUUCCCCGUGGGGGCGGAUCCCCGCGGGGACCCGACCCGAACAAAAUGGGGGGAAAUUUUUCCCCGUGGGGAGAGCGGGGCGGGGCCCCAAAAUCAAUCGGGGCGGGCUGGGGACGAUAUUUGCCCCGUGGUUCACCCAUGGGGACCCGAAAUAACAGAUGCUAAACUUCUGGCCCAGAAAAACAUUACGGCCCAAUGGCCCAACAACCCUUGGAUGUAUAUACAGAGGACUAGAGCUAGCCUGGGUACUAUACACUUGGAAGGAUCAAUUAAUGUAUGCCUAACUUAGGAAAGGUCACAUCUUUUCCCUGUUGGAUGGGAAUAACGGAAUUUGCAGUUCAGAUGUUUCAUGAGGAAUUCGAUGUGCAAAAAGAUUACCCUGUAUAUGCAAAAGAUGGUUAUAUUGUACCGCAUCACAUGCUCUGCUAUUAAUGAUAAUGGCUGGACACCGAAACAGUCAUGGAAAACGGCACUCUGAUUAUGCUGAAAAUGGAGGCGGUAAGAGAAGAAAUUCUGGUGAUGAUUCCUAUGCUGGUCCCGAUGAUACUGUGUAUUGCUACCUCUGCGCCUCUAGAAAAAUUGGGAGUAUCAUUGGCCGUGGUGGAGAGAAUGCGAAGCAGUUGAGGAUUGAGAUUCAAGCUAAGAUUAGGAUUGGCGAGAGUGUUUCUGGCUGUGAAGAGCGGGUUAUCACAAUAUUUAGCUCAAGCAGGGAAACUAAUACUAUUGACGAUGCUGAAGAUAAGGUUUGCCCUGCUCAAGAUGCUCUCUUUAGAGUUCAUGAGAGGCUUGCUUCUGAUGAGGGUCCAGGGAAUGAAGACAGUUAAGAAGUUGUACCUCAAGUUACUGUUCGUUUGCUUGUGCCAUCAGACCAGAUUUGGAUGCAUUAUUGGAAAAGGCCGGUGGGCAUAUCAUCCAAGGAAUCUGCAGUGAGACUGGCGCGCAAAUACGCGUGCUUAGUAAUGAUCACAUUCCAGCAUGUGCCAUUAAUAGUGAUGAACUCCAGAUAUCCGGGGAUGCCGUAGUUGUCAGAAGGGCUCUUCGUCAAGUGUCAUCUCGCGUCCAUGACAAUCCAUCUAUGUCACAGCAUCUUCUUGCAUCCAGCUUGACCCAACCUUAUGCAGGGAGCUCCCACCUUGGUAGUUCCUCCACUGCACCUGUUGUUGGGAUUACUCAUGUAAUUCCUGCUUUUGGAGGAUACAAAGGUGAUGUUGCAGGAGAUUGGCCCUCUGUAUAUCAACCUCGGAGGGAUGAGAGCUCUGCAAAGGAGUUUUGUUUGCGUUUACUCUGUGCUGCUGUGAAUGUGGGAGGUGUAAUCGGGAAGGGUGGUGGAAUUAUCAAACAGAUUAGGCAGGAAUCUGGGGCUUUUAUUAAAGUGGAUAGCUCCAAUUCAGGUGCUGAAGAUUAUUGCAUAAUUACAGUUUCUGCAAAAGAGUUCUUUGAAGAUCCUGUCUCUCCAACAAUUGAUGCUGCAAUUCGUUUGCAGCCUAGGUGCAGUGAGAAAAGUGAUGCAGAAUCAGCAGAGCCAUCAUACACAACACGCUUGUUAAUGUCUACAUCACGUAUUGGGUGCCUAAUUGGCAAAGGUGGUUCAAUCAUUACUGAGAUACGGAGAACAACAAGAGCAAGCAUACGCAUUCUUUCAAAGGAAAUGUUCCAAAGGUAGCAGCAGAAGAUGAAGAGAUGGUUCAGAUCAGUGGAGACCUUGAUGUUGCAAGACAUGCUCUUGUGCAAAUAGCUACAAGGCUGAAAGCCAAUUUCUUUGAAAGAGAGGUUGCUUUAUCUGCAUUUCCACCUGUGAUCCGUUAUCAUCCUUUGCCUGCUGGUGUUUCAGAUGAACCAAAGUAUCUAAGCAGAGACAUGAAGCCUGUUGGGCAUUAUCUAUAUUCUAGUGGUUUUCGUGAAUCAGAUGAUAUGAUUCCGUCUGACAGCUAUGGAAGUUAUAGCAGCUCCCAGGCACCUGGAGGCAGAUGUGGGACUUACAGUGGGUACAGUGGCCUCUCAACCGGCAGUGGGUUGUCUGGUCAUAGUUCUCUUCCUAUGGAAAGCGUCAUGGUUAUCAGGAUCUAGAUUUGUUGAAUAACUCAGCCAAGACAAUGAAGUUCGGAGCCUGCUUAUUGGAGCCCCUUCCCAAACCAGAUGACCAAGAGUAUUAUUGCCCAUCCUGGAAGCUUGUUUAAGAGGACCUGUCUGGAUGCCAUAGACCAUUGAUUUUCCUCACACUACAUUACUUAUAUCUUCCACCGGGCCUGUGUUUGUAACCCUAUCGUAAAUUUUCCGAACCUAUGAUUGAUGAAGGUCGAGAUUGCGUGUAUUACUCGUUUGAGACCUGCUUCAGUUUAGCCGCUUUUGUUGAAAUACUUGUUUCCUAUGUGCCACCCAAAAGCCAGGAAGAUUUACUUGAGAAAAAAAAACAUAGGGAGUUGUUACUUGUCAUUCUUUGAGAUGCAGGUUACUUCUCCGUGGUAUGUGCGACUGCCAUCCUUAAAAGUAACACUAGAACCACAUGCCAUUCUUGAAAGUAGCACCAGAGACCACAUAUACCAACCUUGUUCCUGUUGGCCGACAUUUCACAAGAUGAUUGCACCGCUGCAACUUGCAACAUCCUUAUGAUACUCAAAUGAGCUUGAAAUAUACUACAGCAUAGAAAGACAUUUAUGUAUUUCAACUGAUGUUUUGGAGCACAAAAUUUUUAAUUGGUUAUAGAUUUUAUUAUGUACUUUGUGUGACAGCUAAGAGCUUAACUGUAGAUAGCUGGAAACUUAGCAUGGAUUGGUUUAUAUCACAAUGACCUUGAAAUGCACUAGGAAAUCUCAUGAUCUUACUGAACCUUCUGACCUCUCAGUCUCAUGCAAUUGUUGUUCUGAUGCUUAAAAUAAGUGUUGCUGAUUUAAUGUUGGUUAUACACUCGUCGUGUUGGCUGAACUGUAUGCUAAAGUCUACCUAACUGAAGGUAUUCAGUUUUAGUCACAGGAAGCAGUUCACGUGGUGAAGACACCCCCCAAUAUUUUGCAGGUUGACAAUUUAUUCUAUCUAGAUGCUAGAAGUUUACAGGACUAGGUAACAAUAUGAGUAUAGGUUCAGUAUACAGUUCAGGAACCUAACCCUGGCCCACUUUAUGGAAACGAGUGGCGGCGGCUGCUGCCUACUCUCGUCCACUCUCUCAUCAAGGCACGAGGCGACAGGGGCUGCGAGCCUGCGACGGGGGCGCGAGACGACGAGCUGCAAGGAAGACACAAGGCGACGGGCGACUAUGGAGAGGGCGCGAGGCCAAGAUCCCGCGGGGGCUGAUGGGCAAGCAUCGCCGUGCAGCAGAUGUACUCCGUCCACCGACCAGUUUUCUUCCUUCCACGCGCCUUGUCCAGAUCCACAACCACAUCAUCGUGAAGAGAGAAAUCUCAUUGGCUCGUCGCAAGCCGCAUCAACGCCAAGAUCUGAUUCCUUUGUAUUUGUUUGCUUGCAUCGAUAAAUUGGAAAGCUGAUUGUUGGCCAUUGCGUGGCUGCUGAUUUGAUUUUUCUUUCCUGAUAAGCUUGCUGAUUUGAUUUGAUCAAUUGGAAGUUUAGAGGCGGAUUUGGUUUCUUCUUUA